Heteronotia binoei (common prickly gecko) is the source of this 1079-nucleotide messenger RNA. RefSeq names its product membrane-spanning 4-domains subfamily A member 15-like. Gene Ontology annotation, cellular component: membrane. The record is from RefSeq and is a predicted model, not a curated record. Bases 314 to 973 code for a protein of 219 amino acids. NCBI's taxonomy places the organism in Eukaryota, Metazoa, Chordata, Lepidosauria, Squamata, Gekkonidae. The transcript is spliced from 7 exons.
GGGGCGUCUGGGCUGGAGCGGCGCCCGGAGUCCCUGCAAGGACUGCGCCCUGGAGCGGCGCUGGGUUGCGAAACGAUGCCCCCGCCCCUUCCCCCGCUCGGGCUCUGGGGGAGCCGGACACAGAAGAGCCCGGCGCCUGGUUCCUUCCCGCAGAGCGCUCUGCUCGCCCUGCCAAGGAUCUGACGAGGGGUUCAGAACAACCUUUUAAGGAGGACGAUUUUCGCCCCGGAUCCGCUCCGGCGCAAAGCCACAAGCGGGACUUGCGGAAGAUCUGUUUCAGAUUCUAAUUCCCACUGUAACCUCACUAGCCACUAUGGACCUUAAUGACCCAGCGACACUGGAAUCCAUCUCAAGGAUAACACGGCCUUCUGUACCACGGCCACUGAAGAAAUUGUAUAGGGGUGAACCAUUGGCCCUGGGGAUUACACAGAUCAGCAUCGGCGUCCUGGAAAUAGCUUUUGGACUUGUGAUAGUCGUGGCAGAACAGGCUAAUAGAUAUAGUUAUGGUGACUCACAUAUCCUAACUCCGUAUUGGACUGGAAUCCCGUACAUCAUUUCUGGAUCUCUGUCUGUGGUGGUUGCCAAGAAACCUAAGAUACCACUGCUGAAAGGCAUGCUGGGAAUGAAUAUUGUGAGUGCCGUGGCAGCUGGCAUUGGAAUUGUGAUACACUCCAUUUCAGUAGCGCACGGAAGAUACUACGCCCGGUGCUAUCGAUAUGGUCAACCAGACGUACCACCAGAAAUUUGCCAAGAAUACAUCAUCAUCCCUUAUGCUCAAAUGCGCUACAUGGCUGCAGUUCUCCUGGUGUUCACCAUCCUGGAGUUCCUCAUCACCAUCACCACUGCUGCCUUUGGGUGUGCCAGUUUGUGUCGGAAUACCUACAGUGAAACGACUGUAGUGAUUUUUCAGAACACAGACCAGGGGACCUCUCCUGCUGUGCUGGCACCAGUCAAGGAGGAUGAGGUGCUGUGAAUGCCCCUCUUUCAUCUGGAAUCACUACUACUUUGUACUCCUCUUUGGAAAAGAGCUGAUUGGACAGCAUGACAUUUCUGGCAGAGGAUUCACUGAUCAACUUAUU